Cynocephalus volans (Philippine flying lemur) is the source of this 1758-nucleotide messenger RNA. It is a transcript of the gene CHRNG, whose product is annotated as cholinergic receptor nicotinic gamma subunit. Gene Ontology annotation, cellular component: synapse; neuron projection; postsynaptic membrane. Gene Ontology annotation, biological process: chemical synaptic transmission; regulation of membrane potential; monoatomic ion transmembrane transport. The coding region runs from base 29 to 1588 and encodes 519 amino acids. Lineage: Eukaryota; Metazoa; Chordata; Mammalia; Dermoptera; Cynocephalidae. The transcript has 12 exons. Gene Ontology annotation, molecular function: acetylcholine-gated monoatomic cation-selective channel activity; transmembrane signaling receptor activity. The record is from RefSeq and is a predicted model, not a curated record.
CCCUGUCACUGCAGAGAGCCGAGGCACCAUGCUUGGGGGCUGGGGACCACUUCUAUUGCUGCUGCUGCUGGCGGUCUGCCUGGGGGCCCAUCGCCGGAACCAGGAGGAACGCCUGCUCGCGGACCUGAUGCACAGCUAUGACCCCCACCUGCGGCCCGCCGAGCAUGAUUCAGACGUGGUCAAUGUCAGCCUGAAGCUCACCCUCACCAACCUCAUCUCCCUGAACGAGCGAGAGGAGGCCCUCACCACCAAUGUCUGGAUAGAGAUGCAGUGGUGUGACUAUCGCCUGCGCUGGGACCCACAAGACUAUGAAGGCCUGUGGGUGGUGAGGGUGCCGUCCACCAUGGUAUGGCUGCCAGACAUCGUGCUGGAGAACAACGUGGAUGGUGUCUUCGAGGUGGCCCUCUACUGCAAUGUGCUCGUGUCCCCUGAUGGCUGCAUCUACUGGCUGCCGCCUGCCAUCUUCCGCUCCUCCUGCUCCAUCUCCGUCGCCUUCUUCCCCUUCGACUGGCAGAACUGCUCCCUCGUCUUCCAGUCCCAGACCUACAGCACCAACGAGAUCAAUUUGCAGCUGAGCCAGGAAGACGGUCAAAGCAUUGAGUGGAUUUUCAUCGAUCCCGAGGCCUUCACAGAGAACGGGGAGUGGGCCAUCCGGCACCGGCCAGCCAAGAUGCUGCUGGACGUGGCAGCGCCGGCCGAGGAGGCGGGCCACCAAAAGGUCGUGUUCUACCUGCUCAUCCAGCGCAAGCCCCUCUUCUACGUCAUCAGCAUCAUCACCCCCUGCGUGCUCAUCUCCUCCGUCGCCAUCCUUAUCUACUUCCUCCCUGCCAAGGCGGGUGGCCAGAAAUGUACCGUCGCCAUCAAUGUGCUCCUGGCCCAGACUGUCUUCCUCUUCCUUGUGGCCAAGAAGGUACCUGAGACCUCCCAGGCGGUGCCACUCAUCAGCAAGUACCUGACCUUCCUUCUGGUGGUGACCAUCCUCAUUGUGGUGAAUGCUGUGGUCGUGCUCAAUGUGUCCUUGCGGUCCCCACACACACACUCCGUGGCCCGAGGGGUCCGCAAGGUGUUCCUGCGUCUCUUGCCCCAGCUGUUGCGGAUGCACAUUCGCCCACUGGCCCCAGCAGCUGUGCAGGAUGCCCAGCCCCGGCUCCAGAAUGGCUCCUCCUCGGGGUGGUUGAUCACCACUGGGGAAGAGGCGGCCCUCUGCCUGCCUCGCAGUGAACUCCUCUUCCGGCAGCGGCAGCGCAAUGGGCUGGUGAGGGCAGCGCUGGAGAAGCUAGAGAAAGGCCCACAGCCGGGGCAAAGCCAGGAGUUCUGUGGCAGCCUGAAGCAGGCCGCACCCGCCAUCCAGGCCUGUGUGGAAGCUUGCAACCUCAUUGCCCGCGCCCGGCACCAACAAAGUCACUUUGACAGCGAGAACGAGGAGUGGUUCCUGGUGGGCCGUGUGCUGGACCGUGUCUGCUUCCUGGCCAUGCUUUCGCUCUUCGUCUGCGGCACUACGGGCAUCUUCCUCAUGGCCCACUACAACCGAGUGCCAGCCCUGCCAUUCCCUGGAGACCCACGCCCCUAUCUGCCCUCGCCAGACUGAGCCAACCAAUCACUGCUGGGCAUGUAGGAGUCAUAUAUGUGGGUCACACUGAGUCUUAGCAGCUGUGUUCUUCUGUUGCUGAGGUCAUGAGUGUGCCCUUUGGGAAGUGCCCUUUAGGACCAAAUGAGCCAAAAGGUCCUGAAAAAAGCUGGAGAAAUAAAGAGAGAGAG